Molecule: messenger RNA, 1328 nt
Organism: Sander lucioperca (pikeperch)
Lineage: Eukaryota; Metazoa; Chordata; Actinopteri; Perciformes; Percidae
Gene: tipin
Product: timeless interacting protein
Exons: 8
Coding region: 104-1117 (337 amino acids)
Biological process (GO): DNA replication checkpoint signaling; DNA damage response; replication fork processing
Cellular component (GO): replication fork protection complex; nucleus
Molecular function (GO): DNA binding
Source: RefSeq, a predicted model, not a curated record
UUGAAAAAGAAACUCUUCAUACCGGAAGUUGAUAUCGCUAACUUGGCACUACUUGUUGCUUCGCUCAUCGGACAGCUCGUAACCGUAACUGGAGUUACUCACCAUGGAAAACGGCCUGUUUGACAUUCCUGACUACGACAACAUAGAGGAUGAAUCUUUCCCUCCCCUCCCACCGCCUCACUCCCCGGGCCAGGGAGGGCAGGAGGACGGGAACCCUUUUGAAAAUGGGGACGAAGACGGUGAUGUGUCCAAGCUGGCGGAUGUCCCUGCUGCUAAAAGGAAAGGAGUGAAGAGGCCGCAACCCAAGCUGGACUCUCAGAGGCUGAGUUCAGAAAGAGGACUUCCAGCUCUGCGAACACUGUUUGAUAAUGUCCAUUUCAAAGGCAAAGGGCACGAGGCUCAGGAUUUGCGGCUGCUGAUGCACAAGAUGGAGAACUGGGCCCACAGGUUGUACCCCAAGCUGCAGUUUGAAGAUUUUAUUGACAAAGUGGAGAGGCUCGGCAACAAGAAGGAAGUGCAGACCUGUCUCAAACGGAUACGGCUGGACAUGCCCCUGACACACGAAGACUUUAUGGGUGGCGAAGAACAAGCAGCUCCUGAAGCGCAUGUCUUUGGGGAUCCAGAUCCGUUUAACGGAGCCAGCUUUAAUGACCUGCAAGCUCCGGUCCACUCCACCCCGGCUCCAGCUGCUCCACCCACUCCACCUUCCCCAGCUGCUCCCUCCCCCGCUCCCCCCUCCCUGACCGAGGAGCAGCGUAGACGCAUGGAGCUGAACAGACAGCGCGCUCUGGAGAAGAGGCUCGCCCGCCAGCAGCAGCAGCAGCAAACAGAUCCGUCAGACUCCCAGACUGCUGACUCGUCCACGUCAGCAGACGAACGCACAUCUGUCUCCUCUGCAAACGCCCUCCACAAUUCUAAAGAUCGGGAUGUAGAGGUGGAGGAUUUCGAACUGGAGCCAGCCAGCAGCAGCACACAACAACAACAACAACAAGAAGCCAUCCAGCUUCCCCACACAGACUCUGAGCCUCCUGCUGAAUCCCCUCCGUGUGAGAAAGAGGAAGAAACCAGCCUCGGCCAGGUCCAUCAACCCAGCAACGAGUGUGAGGAGCGAGAUUAGUGCUCAAGUACGGCAUGCACUCUGAGUUUAGGAACGAAUCAAACCCGUGCAUAAAUUAUCUUCUUACAGUCUGUAAAGAGCAACUUGGUUCAGAUUCAGAAUGCCUGUUCCCAUCUGAAACAAGCUGCUGCAAUGUAAGUUAUGUAAAUGGUAGUUACCUUCCAUUUACAUCCACUAAAAGUUCUGUUUUUGCCAAGGACAGGCUCAGAUU